This is a messenger RNA of Vitis riparia (riverbank grape), 1050 nucleotides long. RefSeq names its product putative disease resistance RPP13-like protein 1. The coding region runs from base 16 to 1044 and encodes 342 amino acids. Gene Ontology annotation, biological process: defense response to other organism. Gene Ontology annotation, molecular function: ADP binding. The record is from RefSeq and is a predicted model, not a curated record. Lineage: Eukaryota; Viridiplantae; Streptophyta; Magnoliopsida; Vitales; Vitaceae. The transcript has 3 exons.
AUAAAGUCCAGGGUCAUGGGCUUGAUUACUGUACUUGAAAACAUUGCACAAGAAAAAGUUGAGCUUGGGCUGAAAGAAGGCGAGGGUGAGGAACUGUCACCAAGACCACCAUCCACUUCUCUGGUGGACGAGUCCUCUGUGUACGGCAGGAAUGAAAUUAAGGAGGAGAUGGUGAAAUGGUUGCUUUCUGAUAAGGAAAAUUCAACAGGCAACAACGUAGAUGUGAUGUCCAUAGUGGGCAUGGGCGGCAGCGGCAAGACCACACUCGCUCAGCUUCUCUAUAACCAUGACACGGUCAAGCAACACUUCCACUUGAAAGCAUGGGUCUGUGUUUCCACUGAGAUUUUUCUCAUCAAGGAGCUUAAACUCAAAGAGAGAGUAGGUAACAAGAAAUUUCUUCUUGUUCUGGACGACGUCUGGGAUAUGAAGUCUCUUCAUUGGGAUGGCCUACGAAUUCCACUCCUCACUGCAGCAGAGGGAAGCAAGAUCGUUGUGACUAGUCGUAGUGAAACUGCUGCAAAAAUCAUGCGAGCGGUCCCUACUCAUCAUCUGGGGACAUUAAGCCCUCAAGAUAGUUGGUCCCUAUUUACAAAACUUGCAUUUCCAAACGGACACUCCAGCGCUUAUCGACAGCUUGAACCCAUAGGGAGAAAGAUUGUGGACAAGUGCCAAGGAUUGCCUUUGGCUGUUAAAGCACUCGGAAGCCUCUUGUACUACAAGGCCGAAAAAAGAGAAUGGGAAGAUAUUUUGAAUAGCGAAACGUGGCAUUCCCAAACUAAUCAUGAAAUUCUUCCGUCUCUUAGAUUGAGUUAUCAGUAUCUCUCUCCUCCUGUGAAGCGUUGUUUUGCUUACUGUUCAAUUUUUCCCAAGGAUUAUGAAUUUGACAAAGAGAAGCUGAUUCUAUUAUGGAUGGCAGAAGGGCUUUUACACUCAGGACAAAGUAACAGAAGAAUGGAAGAGGAAAUUUCUGAUGACAUUUGCAGCAUAGACACUGGUAGCCAUGGUAGUGGGAUUUGUGGAUUUAACAACCAUUGUAUUGCUUGAUGAAGA